AUGGGAAGAAAAAAAUCACCAGCACUUUGGAUCUCGGCUGUUGUCGCUACGUCGGUGGCAGCAGCUGGUUACGAGUUUUAUAAGUACCUUACCAAGGACGAGGAGCAAACGAUUAGUGCCUCCAAGUACACCAACAAGUCCAUUGCAUUGACGUUGCUGCAUUCGGUGCUCAGCUCCGACUUGCCCCUAGAAGAAAUCAUCAUGAACCUGCAAAACGUCACCUUCAUUUUACCUCCACAUCUCCUGGUUGACGACUUGGCCGGGAACAUCGACACUCUGCAGAGCGGAUUGUCCCAGACACUUCUCAACAACUACAAGCUACUCAGGUGCCUGAAUUUGGACGGCUAUUUCCACAUGCUCAAGAACCUAAAGCCGGACACGCUAAUUGUGUGUGCGGACGACUUGGGCAUUCAUGACAAGAUGCCCAGGGACUUGCCCCGCUUUGUUCCUGAGGUUGUCACCUUGGAUCAGAACAAGGAACGGGUUCUGUCGAUCUUGACCAAGGUGUUCUUGAGGUAG
Messenger RNA from Candidozyma pseudohaemuli, 519 nucleotides. RefSeq names its product Pex22p (gene PEX22). The transcript has a single exon. Lineage: Eukaryota; Fungi; Ascomycota; Pichiomycetes; Serinales; Metschnikowiaceae. The record is from RefSeq and is a predicted model, not a curated record. Bases 1 to 519 code for a protein of 172 amino acids.